This is a messenger RNA of Puntigrus tetrazona (Sumatra barb), 4207 nucleotides long. RefSeq names its product kelch-like protein 25 (gene enc2). The transcript is spliced from 4 exons. Bases 213 to 2090 code for a protein of 625 amino acids. The record is from RefSeq and is a predicted model, not a curated record. Gene Ontology annotation, molecular function: protein binding. Lineage: Eukaryota; Metazoa; Chordata; Actinopteri; Cypriniformes; Cyprinidae.
CCUGCUUUUGGAUAUUACCUCAGGAGACUCCACAGUUUUUCAUCAGUGUGGACUGGAAUGUGAACAAAGUAACGCAGCCAACCAGACAAGAGGUGAACAAAACUAUGAUUCCUUUCCUAAUUCCGAAACUGCACAACGUCAGGAUUUCUCACUAGCGCCCAGAACACUGACUCUGUCGGCCUGGCCUACUGAGGGGACGCUUUUUGGGACCAAUGCAGACCCCCCCUCAGUUCCUCACUGUCAGUGCCUGUGCGUGGGUCAGCAGUUUUUGUCGCUUUCGGGGUAUUGGAACCAGUGAAAAUUUGGACGUGCUAGAAAAGAUGUCAGUCAGCGUCCAUGAAAACCGCAAGUCCAGGACGAGCACGGGCUCCAUGAACAUUUCGCUCUUCCACAAGCCGUCUCAUCCAGACAGUGUGCUCACCCACCUCAAUACCCUGCGCAAACAGUGCAUGUUCACAGAUGUGACACUAUGGGCAGGCGACCGCUCUUUUCCCUGUCACAGAGCUGUGCUUGCCGCUUGCAGUCGCUACUUUGAAGCCAUGUUUAGCGGUGGCCUCCGUGAGAGCCUUGACAAUGAGGUUAACUUUCGAGACAGUGUUCACCCAGAAGUGCUGGAGCUGCUUUUGGACUUUGCUUACUCCUCACGUGUCAUCAUCAACGAGGAGAAUGCAGAGUCACUUCUCGAGGCUGGAGAUAUGCUGCAGUUUCAUGACAUCCGUGAUGCAGCAGCAGAAUUUUUAGAGAAGAAUUUGCAUGCCUCAAACUGCUUAGGGAUGAUGCUGCUCUCCGACGCCCAUCAGUGCAAGCGACUUUAUGAGCUGUCGUGGAGGAUGUGCCUCAUCCACUUUGAGACACUUCGAGACACUGAAGACUUCUGCGGGCUUUCGAAAGACAAGCUUUUGGAUCUCAUCCUUAGCGAUGAGCUGGAGGUUGAAGAUGAACAAGUUGUGUUCAACGCAGUCAUGCGCUGGGUAAGGUAUGACCUAGACAGCCGGAGAGACUACCUUCCUGAACUGUUGCGAGGACUACGCCUUGCACUGCUACCCUCAGAAUGCCUCAUUGAGGCCGUGGCAUGUGAGGAACUCGUAAUGUCAGAUAAAAGGAGCCGACAGAUUGUCGAUGAGGCCAUGCAGUGCAAGAAAAAAAUUCUGCAGAAUGACGGUGUUGUCACCAGCCCAUGCGCUAGGCCUCGCAAAGCUGGGCACACGCUGCUCAUUCUUGGCGGACAGACAUUUAUGUGCGAUAAGAUCUACCAAGUGGAUCACAAAGCAAAAGAGAUCAUCCCUAAAUCUGAUCUUCCCAGUCCCAGGAAGGAGUUCAGCGCAUGUGCCAUUGGCUGCAAAGUUUACGUGACGGGAGGAAGGGGGUCGGAAAAUGGAGUGUCGAAGGAUGUUUGGAUAUAUGACACAGUACAUGAAGAAUGGUCGAAAGGUGCCCCUAUGCUAAUUGCACGUUUUGGACAUGGCUCGGCUGAGCUUGAAAACUGCCUUUAUGUUGUUGGGGGUCACACUGCUAUAGCAGGUGUCUUCCCAGCCUCCCCGUCAGUAUCUCUUAAACAGGUUGAGCGGUAUGACCCCCUAACUAACAAAUGGACAAUGAUGGCACCACUUAGGGAUGGUGUCAGCAAUGCAGCAGUGGUCAGCGCCAAACUAAAGCUCUUUGUGUUUGGUGGAACAACCAUACACAGAGACAAAGCUUCAAAGGUCCAAUGCUAUGACCCUGUUGAGAACCGUUGGACUAUUGCUGCCGAAUGCCCACAACCCUGGAGAUACACCGCCGCUGCUGUUCUUGGCAGCCAGAUAUUCAUAAUGGGUGGUGAUACGGAGUUCACCGCAGCGUCCGCUUACCGAUUCGAUUGCGAGACCAAUCAAUGGACGCGUGUUGGUGAUAUGACUUCUAAAAGAAUGAGCUGCCAUGCUGUGGCCUCUGGUAAUAAACUCUAUGUGGUCGGGGGAUACUUCGGUACACAGCGGUGUAAAACCCUGGAUUGUUAUGAUCCAACGUCAGAUAGCUGGAACAGUAUCACUACCGUGCCUUAUUCUCUGAUUCCAACUGCAUUUGUUAGUACCUGGAAACAUCUUCCUGCCUAGAUGCCUCCAAUUGAAGUGUAUGGAUCUGAUCUAGGUGCCCUGGUCUUCUAGCCACACUGAAUGGACGACAGCAGGGCUGGAUUGUCAUUGGCUGGCCUGAAGCACCUCUGUUGGGUGGGUGUGGUGUGGCUGCGGUCGGUCACGGCCACUCUCGAAAACAAACCAUCUAUCCACUGCUGAGAGGAGCCACAGAGAAGAGUUGAAAAAUCUCCAGAAGAGAGGCCGCAAAGGCCUUCUCCCUACAGCACAACGCUAACUCAUGCCAUGCUUGUUCAUUGCCAAAUCAGAGGCACAAGGACACAAUACACACUUACGCCAAUACCUCCCCUUUGGAAACUCUUUUGCAAUCCAUGGAGGUCAAGAACAUUCCAGUGAACUAUGAUAAAAAGACAACUAAAGCAUGAUUUCACUUCGUGAAACUUUCUUCUUCACUUUGAUUGGCAGUCCAGCAUGUUCAUGUUCGUGUUUCUUCCAAAAACGCCUUACGGACAUUGCAUUUAAAACAAAACAUCUGAAACAUCUACAGAAAUGCAGAACAUCCCCAUGGGAACGUGCAAGUUUACUCGAGCAGGAUGUAAAAUGCCUGUGGUACUUCUAUUUAAGUAUCUAUGAAAUGGAUUUUAACAUGGAACUUGUAUAGAUUCUACAGCACAAUGUAUAAUCGAGGACUUCCUCGCGUUUUAAGAUUUCUUGAAGGUUUAAACAUUUGAUAAAUGCAUUUUAAUUUAUGUGUUUGUGACGAAACAAAGCAGUAAAAGAAAAAAAUUGCACAUGAUGAGUACGUAAUGGAUGAUGAGGGUGUUGAUGUUGGCUACCAUUUUCCUUUGUAAUUAAAUGCUGGAUAAUCUUUAAAAGAAUAUUCUGGGUUUAAUGCAAGUUAAGCUCGGUCGACAUACUUUGUAGCAUAAUGUUGAUAGUUCCUCUUUCGGUUCAAAAAAAAUAUAAUAAUAAUGCAAAACCAUACAAUGGGGCCAUUUAGUAAACUAAAGUUCUCACUGCUUCUGUAGUACAGUCACAAGAUGUAAAUAUGCAUGUGAAAAUGAUUUUAGUGUAAAUAACUUAGAAUUGCUUUAUAGUUUCAAUAUGAAAAUACAGGUUGUAACAACAGAAAUUAAAUGUUUUGAUAAGAUACACUUACACUAAAAUACAUAUUUCUGAUUCUACGUCUAUUCACUUAGUCCCCAUUGUAACAUCCGUUUUUGCCAGUUUUCAAAUUUUUCACGUAACACCUUUGUACAUCUUCAGAGCACAAAUGCAGAUAUUUUUGAUGAAUUCAGAGAACUUUAUGACUCCGAUAGCAACGCAACUGACAUGUUCAAGGCCCAAAGUAGUACGGACAUUAUUGAAAUAGUAUCAGUGGUUCAACCAUAAUGUUAUGGAGCUAUGAGAAAAGAUAAUAAAUAAAAUGCAUUAAUUCAACGAUUUUUUUCCCCUCUUCCCCAGAUGCUCUGCACAUGCGUACUGUUGUGGAUGUGAACGCCGACACAAGAAAUUGAGUAAAGUCAUUAUAUUUGUUUUCUUUGCACACAAAAAGUACGCUCAUAGGUUUGCAAAAUUACAGUUGAACCACUAAUGUUUGAACAAUGACCUUGCUACGUCACUGGGUCCUGAGCGUGGCAGUUGCAGGGUCAAAAAGCUCUCAAGUUUCAUCAAAAAUGUGUUCCGCAGGUGAAUGAAGGUCCAACGGGUUUGGCAAGAGAGUGAGUACUUGUGCAUUUGCAGUAUUUUCAUUUUUGGGUGAACCAUGCCUUUAAAGAAAAUGAGGGACAAGUAAUUUUUUAAUCAUUAAUUGAUUGAGCUUAAUUAGCAUUAAACCCGGAAUAUUUCUUUCAGAACAAUUAUUGUUGAAGGUUGGUUUUCUUGCUCACUUACAGUCUUAAAGCUCUUGAAAAGGGAUCUGAAUUUGAAUUGUGUUUUUGGGGUGGGGGGGGUGUUAUCUUCUGUAGUAAAUGACUCACAGCUAAACAUUUCCAUUUGAAGGGGACUUUCUGGGAUUAUGCAGCAGAUCCCACAGGCGUCCUUGUGAACUGAAUUCCUGGUGCCUAAUACCGGUAGACGUGUUUGUUGCUCAUUCAGUCAGUUGAAGGGUUUGAAUAAAUGAUUUUUUGAUGCUUGCA